UCCCACAACAGAGGGAGGAAUUGUUGAACUAAGUAUCUCUGCCAAAGGUUAUUCAACGUUAUUUAUUCCUCACUUUGUUUUGUAAUGAUAUUUUGAAUUGUUAAAUGUUUAGUUCAACAGAUCUGGCUGAGCAACACAAUAAAACUGCAAGGCGUGAUUUUGGUCCUGAUGUCAUCCGUAUGAUAGUUCCAGAGAUGCUUACCAUUUCCAGUGUGUCAUUUGAGGAAAACACUCAUUUAACUGAAUGGGAUUGUUAAGGAAAUAGUGGGAAUAUGGAAUUGAGACAGAUCAUUAGCUGUGACCUUUUGAAUGGUGGAGCAGGCUUGAGAGGCUGAACAGCCAACUAUUCUUCUACAUGAAGUAGAGGCAGGUGAAGAUUGAGAGAAAUGAAUUGAUGUGCAGAGUUGACGUUUGAAUGAAAUUAUGCUUAGUUGUGAGUCUUUCGGGAACUCUGGACGGUUGGCAUUGAAAGCUUUGGGCUUUACACAAACCACCUUGAGUGCGGUUAUGGGCUGGCAGCUCAACUUGAGCACGUUCGUGGAGUAAUGGUUCUACUGAGGGAAAGCAUUUUGGAUUAAUUCAGUGAAUGAUUAUUUGGGCAAGCCUUUGAUUGGGAGCUGGCGUAGCGCAAUCUCUGUGGGUCGAGGCUUCUAGUUUUCUAAAUUCUAAGUAUGAGAGGAGAGGCGAUGCAAUUCCUAGGGCAUGCUUUUAGAGAGAAGUAGUGCUUGUGGCAAGCAUUCAAAGGAUUGAAUGGAUAUGGUAAAGGUGCUUUCGUAGUGCUUCAAUAGGGUGAGCUCUCCGGGCGGUGGGAUUGAGAACACUGCACACAUUUGUUGGAAUCAUUCUUCAUUGUUAACCUCCACCUGCAAGGGAAAUUUAGCAUUGUAUGUCGCUUUAAAACUCUGUGUAAAAUUCUUACAUUAUGAUUAUUAUGUGUAUUGCUGAUUAAAUCUUUACCAUGCUCUGAUUUUGGCUUUGACUAUUUUUCUUCAGCUUUCCUUAUUACACAAACCCAUCUCCCUUCUGAGUAAUUUGAAUUAUUAGGCAUGUUCUCUUUAUUAAACUCAUCCUACUUUGCUCAGUAUGAAUUUCAGUGCCUGCGAAUGGAAAUGUCGCCUGUCACCAUUUAUUGAUUCAGUUCCAGAAUCCGGAAAUAAAGAAUUACCAUGUCGAAAAACUUGCAUUCUACUGUCGAUUUAAAUUAACAAAAGAGAGUAUUUCAAUUAAUUCUUGAGAUGAAUAGAACAUCUUUGUUGUAGUUAUUAUCUUUUGUUCUUUGUAUUAGUAUUGUGUUUUUUGGUAGAAUUUUUUUUUAAUCCAUUGAAGGGACAGAAGGUAAGGACCUGUGCAAUGAUUAUAGAUGGUUGAACUAUUUGACUGGAAAAGCAAAACAACUUGUUUUUGAUUCCAAAGCUGCUUAAUUCCUUUUUUUAAAUGCUGUCUUGAUAUGGAAAUCCCACACUGAAUCCAUCUGUACAGUAGGCUAAGUAGUGCAGCUCCCGAGAGAGAGAGAGUGCGAGAGAGAGAGAGACAUUUGUGCCACGGGCUCUUGGUCUGAACCAUUAAACUGAACAUGAAUUCAACAGGGGAGUAGAACGCAAGAGGAAACGCGGAGAAAUGUUGAUAUUUGCCCCAAAGGAUUAAUCACGAGUAAAUACUGCCGCUGUUGAAUUUAAUGAUGUGAAUCUUGUGCAAAACAAAUCAAAUGCAUAAAACCGCAGCGUUUGUGUUAAUUUGCAGUAGCAGACCAACCCUUGAAGAUAAUAGAGAAAUCAAGUUCAGAGCAGCUCCUUUCUAUUCUGUUUAAUUCUGUGCUAAGUAAUCUGUUUGAAGCAUGGCAUGGGUGCUUUCACAAGCAAAGCAUUUCGACUGCAGUGAUCAUCUCACCCACACAAAAAGAAGUCUACUACAUCUGGAGAUGUGGUAGAGAAAGGAAAAAGCUGCACGAAAACAAAAGUGACUUCUGAGACAUUUAGCCAUGCCAGGGAACGAGGCUCUCCCAUUUACGGCUGACCGAUGUCACCAGGAGACAGUUACUGCUCUUCCUUUGCACAGCAACACGCUUGAAAAGGGGGAUGCAAGUACACUCAGCCUGCCAGCAAACACAAGCUAUGGUGGCUCGGACACCAAUAUCAGCCUUGAGGUUCCCGAUGGCACCCCAGAUCCCCAUAAGACAAAAGCUGCUAUCGACCAUCUUCAUCAGAAGAUCCUGAAAAUCACAGAGCAGAUAAAAAUUGAGCAGACUGCACGGGACGAUAAUGUAGCUGAGUACUUGAAGUUGGCCAACAAUGCAGACAAACAGCAAGCCUCCCGUAUCAAGCAAGUCUUUGAGAAGAAGAAUCAGAAAUCGGCACAGACCAUAGCCCAGUUGCACAAGAAGCUAGAACACUACCACAGAAAGCUAAAAGUGGAGAAGGCCCAGGACAGAGAGGUCAAUAUGCAAUGCGAAGGGGAAUUAAAAUGCUUGGAAACCAGGAGAUCGCAUGGGCCAAGGCGGACUGAGCAGAUAGAACAAAAUGGCCUCUCGAGGCAGCCAAAGGAUGUUCUCCGGGACAUGCAGCAAGGUCUCAAGGACGUGGGUGCCAACGUCAGAGCUGGUAUCAGUGGAUUUGGUGGAGGUGUGGUGGAAGGUGUGAAGGGAGGUUUGUCUGGCCUUUCCCAGGUCACUCACACUGCCGUCGUCUCAAAGCCAAGGGAGUUUGCCAGCCUGAUACGGAACAAGUUUGGCAGCGCUGACAACAUUGCCCAUUUGAAAGACACGUUGGAUGAGUCACAUCAGGAGGAAGCCACCAGGACACUAAGUGGCAGUGCUACGCUGGUGUCCAGUCCCAAGUAUGGAAGCGAGGAUGAAUGUUCCAGUGCAACCUCUGGCUCUGCAGGUGGCAGCAACUCUGGGGCAGGAGCUGGAGGCAUGGGCAGUCCAAAGUCAAAUACUUUGGACAGCCAUCAUAACAAUUUUGAUACUAUUCUGGAUGAACUUCGUGAAAUUAAAGAAAGUCAGUCCCAUUUAGAGGAUGCUAUGGAAGAUUUGAAAGGACAGCUACAAAGAGACUAUGCCUAUAUGACACAGUGUUUGCAGGAAGAACGAUACAGGUAUGAGCGUUUGGAGGAGCAACUGAAUGAUUUGACUGAGCUUCAUCAAAAUGAAAUGUCUAACUUGAAACAGGAACUUGCCAGUAUGGAAGAAAAAGUGGCUUACCAGUCAGAUGAGAGAGCCAGAGAUAUCCAGGAGGCUCUGGAGUCGUGUCUUACCCGGAUUACCAAGUUGGAACUUCAGCAACAGCAACAGCAAGUGGUGCAGCUGGAGGGAGUGGAGAAUGCUAAUGCAAGGGCACUCCUAGGCAAAUUCAUCAACGUCAUCUUGGCACUCAUGGCUGUCAUUCUGGUCUUCGUCUCCACCAUUGCUAACUUUAUUACUCCUCUAAUGAAGACACGUUUCCGGGUGCUAAGCACACUGCUACUGGUGCUGUUCCUUGUUUCUCUGUGGAAGCAAUGGGAAAAUAUUGUAUACUUCUCAGAACAGAUCUGGUUGCCCAGUUGAUCUAGACGCCGUUGGUUAGAUGGCAGACCGGCGUGAUUUUUUUUUUAAAGACAGGAUUUCAGGAACUUGUUAUUUUUCUCUUCCUCGUCCCCUGCCUCCACCAUUACUUGUUGACAAUAUCACCAGUUAACGGACACAGGCAACAGUGCAAGAUGGAGCCCGGUCAGGAAGCAGAGUCCUGAUAGAGCCGAUCAAACUACUUCUCUUUUGGAAAGGUUGUAAUCAAAACGGCUCUGGGGAAACUGCACGCACACUGAGUGAACUAUCGAGUGCAAUUUGAAGAAGCCACUGCUCUUACUGUGCUAUACCAUUUCAGUAUUUUUUUUGUUUCCUUGUUAAGUUAUAACAAAUAUUUAAUUUCUUGAGGGAGGAGCAGGGAGAGAAAAUGUAUUGUUUGCGUGAGUGCUGAUAUUUAUUAUAACUAAUAUACAUUCGAUUGUAUAGUAAAGAGGUUUGCAAAAUCCCUUAAACUUAAUCACAUUGCACAUUCCUGUUUAUGUAAAACAAUCCGAGAAAUAAGUACAAGUUCAUUUCUAAGACACUCGGUGAAAGAGUGUCAGGGGUAAUUUUGUUGGACUGCUUCAGCAAAAGUGUGAAGGAAAUUUCAUUUCAUGUGGGUAUGUUUGCAAUGAAGAAAUAGUAAGAAUUUUGGAGGAAAAUUUCUAAUAUGCUCGGUGACACAUUGCUGCAGCAUUAGACCAUUGUUUUUAGUUUUAACUAUUCCAGUCUUGCAUUUCUUCGCAAUUUAUUAAUUUAAUGCUGCCAGUGAUCAGGAGGUGGGGAAUCUUUCAACGAUACACUGGCCAGCUGCUGCAGAAAUGAAAUGGCAAGAGAGUGCAUUAUCAAUAUGUUACUGAAUGUUGAGGGUGGGGUGGGAUGGGGUAGUGUGCGGACAGGACAUCUAAGGGCCUGCCAUCUCAGUAGAAAAUAGUUACAUUUAUAACCUGUUUAAAAACUCAUUUGAGAGUAAAAAUAUGGGAGGAGAUUUUUUUAAUGUUCUUGGUAACACAUUGUUGCAGCAUUGGACCAUUUAUUUUUAUUUUUAACUUUUCCAAACUUGCAUUUCUUCUCAAUUUACUCAUUGGUGCCAGUGAUAAGGAGGUGGGAAACAUUUCAGUAGCUCACUGGCCAGCCACUGCAGAAAUGGUAUGGCAUUAAGACCAUCAUGAUAAAUGUUACAAAUUAAAUUAUUUACAUUUUUUUUAAAUGAAUUUAAGUAUGAUAGUUUAUUGCACUUUGUUCUCCCCACUACCUUUUGACCUGUUAACUAGGCAAGGGCCUUUCCCUCUCUGGCCACCCUGAGUCCAGUAAAUAAGAGCAAGAAAGGAUUUUGUUGCGACUGGCGUUAAAAUUGUACCAAGUAGAUUUAUUUUUCCUGAGCUGCUACAAUGCCAAAUUGUUGCAGAGUAUGUUUGGUUUGUGUGGACAUAAGUGAUGCAUGAAAACUUUAACUUCAUCUGAAUACAGUGAUUUUUUUUUGUUAUCUAUUUGUUUUUUUUAAAUAUUAUUUUAUUUUUGAGCAGUAUUUGAUGAAAGAACAAGUGGGUGUUUCUUCUCCAAGGCAGCAGCUAAAGAAUAUGAGUUGAUCAAGUGUUUAUCAGUUAUGUUAUCUUUUUUUGCUCUCUCAUCCUCCAUUUUCAGUAUCAAACCAUUGUGAAGUAAAGGAGAACAAAUGCCUCAAUGAAUCGGUUAUUUUAUAUCAGGAAGCAUGAAACGAGGAACACUGCACAGGACUCUAGUGGAUGGAUUGUGGCUGCAAAACAAACCAGUUACAACAAGCCACAAAGUGGACUGCAGAUCAAUCAAUCACCAUGGCUAUUUCCCCUUUAAACAAAAAAACUCCAACAGAUUCCACAUCACAAUCCCAACCAUAUAUUCGGCCUUUUUAAUCUACAGAUACAUUGUAGCCCCAUUCUUAAAAUGAUUUUUUGCUGUUCCAUUUCACACCUUGAAUUAGCCAUCUUGGUGUUAUUGAUCCUGAUAUGUAAUGUUUGGCUAGUGAUGUAAUUCCAAAGAGUAGAUUGUUGAAGCAAAUACUGAUUGUAAUGGAGACAUUGUUCGGAUGGAGUGAAGGGAAAGCAGCCAUGAUAAUGUCUGUCACAUAAUUGGCAUUUAUAUAUAUAUAAAAAAAUAAGUAUUCCUGAAAAAAAUAAUUGCCAUGACUACAGCACCUCGACAUAUGCUUUUAAGUUUUAAUGAGAACUGGCACUUCUUUAGGUGUUUGAUAAUGCUGGUUGUAACUCGGAUCGUUGUACUGCCACUUUAGUUGGUGCACGGUAUUGAGGUAAUGUUCCACUUUUGGAUGGGGCCUGUCAGCUCUUCCUGCUGGGCAUGGCCAAUUUUAAGUCAAUCUUUCAGGGAAAGGUCCGGACAUGUUUCCAGCAUCCCAACCAAUAUCAGCCAACAUUAAUAUAGCCAAUUAUUUGCCCAAUCUAAAACUACAGCUAGUGGGUCUGUUUGCCGGUUGCCUGCUGAGUUUUCUUCUCUUUCCAAAUAUCUCUACUAUUCUUUCAUUCGAAUGGUGAGUGCUGUGCCAUGCAAAUCUUUAACAACAAGCAUUGUCGGGUUGAAUAUUAAUUUAGUAAAAUUAAGUAGGGUACGGGGGUUACUGGAGCAUCUGUGCGGAGGUUUAGUGGCCUGAAAAUCAAGUUAGAAAUGGGAUGGGGACUGUAUAUUCCUCAGCUAUGAUCAUUGCUAUCGUGAUGGCUAAAUAUGUAAACAUCUUACACAAUGUGAUUUCAGGUUUAAAAAAAAAAACCCCACCCAGAGAUUCCUAGGCUUAAUUUCUGGGUUGCAAUGCAUCAGCAGGGGUGAAAGGAUGACACAAACUGACUUCAAUAGGGGAAGGGAAAAUCAGCCUUCGCUCUGUCCACUGACCCAUAUUUAGUUAUUUCUGUGUGCAUUCGCAGUUCGAGGUCGCAUAGGACUCCAUGGAGCUAAACCAUGACCUCAUCCCUGAUUGAAUAGCAUUCCUGCCAAGGCUUUGGGGCUGGUGCACCAAAAUGAUAGCUAGAAUUGAGGAACAGAGAGAGUAGAGAGAGACUGUACCAAUACAAGGGGUCGAUGUUGAGGACGGAAGGAGAGAAAAUGGAGGCCUUUUUUAAAAAUUUGGAAAUUAACUAAUUUAAUCUCUUCGUAUUGUAAGUAAACCUAAUCACAGCAUAUUUGGUGCUGGAAUAAAGUGUGAGAAUGUAGUGUCAGCAGGAUCUAACUAUUCUAUCAGUAAUACACUGCAGUAUGUGUAACAGGAAGGGCGAUAAUACAAGGUAAUAUGCUGUUAACACGAUUAAAGUUCUCACCAUGUAGGAAGGGAUGUGCUUUCCUGUAAUAGAACAGCACAAGGAAAAGCCGUGCACCGUGUGAAGGUCAACAACGAAUCUCCAGUGUAAGAAAAACAGAUUAAAAACAAAAGAACGUAGAGGUGAUGUCGGAGCAUUACAUUUCUAAUUUUAUUUGGCACAGAAAUUUAGUACAUAAUGUUUAAUUUUCCAGUUUUCAUUCCAAAUAGUUAGAAAGGGAGCUGAUUUUGUAAAUUUGCCUGACUGCUCGAUUGCCUUCCUGCCAAUUUUGAUGCAAAACUUACAUAAAUGCAUAAGUACCUACCUAAGUAAUGUGACAGAUUUACCCAGUUGUUUCCAUUAAUAAUGGACGUUGGAUUUAUAUUGGAAAUUUAAGAACAAUUUUUAAAUAAGGGAUUGAAUUAUGUUGGCAUAGCAUGAUCCAUUUUUCAUCAUUUUAACACUCGCAGUAACAGCAUGAGACGUUGAUUAGUCAAAUAAUACAGAAUAAUGUUCAAAGUAAAUUAAUUCCUGGAACUGAAUAAGUUAUAAAUAGGCUAUUUUUUUUGAAGUUCGCAUUCCCAUUAAUACAAUAACACUAAUGAUUAUCAGUCCUAAUAGGCCAUGGUUUAAGAUUUGGCAUUUGAUUUUGUUAGUUUGAAACUGUGCGGCAAAUUUCUCCCUCCACUGCUGGUGCCAAAAACUCUGUCAGUCACCCCAUCAAAUUACAUUCAUCAUGAUUACACUUAACCACUGCACUCGUUGUCUAGCAUAAGUGGGAUUGUGUGCGUGAUGAAAAUCUGAAGCAGACACAGAGAAUUCAGUGAGAAUUCAACACCAGUCUGUCAGACGUUUCUGAAGCGAGCAGACCAGCUAACUUCCAGGCUGUGAAACUUCAGAUUUGAAAAAUGAUGCGCAGGCAGGCAUGUUUUAAACUUCAGAACAGUGACAAGCAAAGCCUGUGAGGAAUCCAUGUUUGGAAUAAUAAAAUAGAUUUUGUGUUCUAUCACUUCAUUCAUGAUAAGCCUCUAAAUUUGUAUGUUAGUGCAGACCCCUCCCAUUUGUUUUCUAAUUGUGCUUUUUUCUUUGAAGAGUGUACUUUAUGCUAAAUGGAAAAUCGAUUAUAUUUAAAAAAAAAAAAAAAAAUCUAUAUUCCAAAUCCUCCAAAUCCUCCCUAUUCCCUCCGGCUACUGAUUGAUCUGUCAUGCACUGGCGUUAUUCUCUGUCUGUGUUUAAGUUACUUUUGGGGUAUGGUUUUGGAUUUCUCAGCAAGCCACGAUUGCUUCAGAAAAUGAAUGCGCAAGACUGCAAAGACUGGAAUCGUGAGCAAAAAAAAUACAACUUGUCAGACAGCAAAUUGGGUAACAUCUGUGAAAGGGAAAUGACAGACAUGUCUGAAGAAGGGUCUCGACCCUAAAUGUCGUAUGUUAAUUUCUCUCCACAGAUGCUGCCUGACCCACUGAGUUCCUCCAGUACUUUUUUAUUUGCGUCAGAAAAUGAGAUGGGUUGUUGUAAAGUCCAGCAUCAAACCACCAAAAUGUACUUGUGAUUUGUUCUGUGUGUAUAUUUGAAUAUUUUGCACAAAAACAGCAAAUGGUGUUAGUACUUCUAAAGCAAACGUACAAAAAAAAUGUUCACUGCAAAUAGUAUGCCCUGGUUAUAGGCAUGAAACUGGAUGAGAGCUAUACAGAAAACUAUGUUGGGGAAAAAAACAUCAUCCUGUAACUGCAAAUCCAAAACCUUUUGGGUGAACUUUAGUUUGAAACUUUUCUAUUUGCAAUUUUGACUUAACCAUUUUCACAUAUUGAUAGUCGUAUAAUAUUAGUCUGUUGGACGCAAAGUUUUAAAACCAAAGUUUUAAUUGUAGACAUUAUCCCAUAUUGGGGGAAGAUUUCUGCUAUUGCUACAGUGAGUUUGUAAAUAAUUCCCACACAUGUGAUUCUAAAAAGUACUUUAUGAUAAUGGGAUUCAUUCCUCUCGAGUGCAAGCAGCUAGGCAAUUAAUUGAUUAUUCUCCUUUUCAAUUUUAAGAGUAUUGUACUUUGAAGAUUUACUGCCACUUCCUAAAUGGACCUCUCCUUGGGGAUCUUGCAGCUCUUCCACCAUCAAGCACUUUACGCAGGCAGAAUAGACCUUUGUUAUUAGGCUGCCAAAAAGGCUCUAUUACUUUGGCACAUAAAUACAAGAGGUAAGCAAUCCCGUUUUGGGAGAAUAACCUCUGACGUACUGUCUUACUGUUGUUGCACUGGACUAUACUAUGAAACAAAACAUGGGUGAAAGAUUGAAUGCACAGGACCCGAUGCAUCUCCAUUUUACUGAAGCGGGCUGUCUUAAUCUGGUAGCGAAUCUGUAGACCUCCAUUUUAAGGGGUCUCCUGCCAUUUGUUCUCUGAAUGUCAUGUUAUUUACAUUAAACAGUGUUGCUAACAGAGAAAGAAUAGCAUGUCUACCACUGACUAACUUGUGUUAUUAACAUUAUAAUCUUAAUAUAGAGAGAGGGUAAGUUAUGGAAUGCAAACUCAUGCCUAGUUUAUGUCAUUAGGGUCUCUGGUAACUAACUAGAGUUCAAGUAAUUUACGAGUGUAUGAAAGAUGGCCUUUCAAUUGAAAUAAAGGAUGGCUCCCUGCAUAUGGUAUGUUUUGUUUUUACAUCUUCAUUAAUCGUUUGUAUAUAUGCUUCAAAGUUGCUUUUCAUGCCUUAUGAACUGCUUCCCUGCCUUUAUGAUCAGCUGCUACUUAUUUGAAAGUUCUCAAACAUGGGGGUGAAUGAGAAGUUGUGUUGAGAAUCAGGAGUGCUUUCUACUUGAGGUACAUCCCACUUUUGUGGUUUUAAAAUGAUAUUUGGAAGGUGUGGUUUGUUUUAUUUCAAUCACCUUUGCACCGUUGGUGAUUUUUCCACCCCUGAUCAUAUUAACAUAUGUCUCAGAUUAAGCUGUGCUUGCUAAAUUUCUGGUUGGACCAACAUUAUAUCUGAUUAUUAUUUUAAAUGUAGACAUUUGCUAUGAAAGAAUCCUCCGCAGCCCAGAAAAUUAAUUUCCAUUCAAAGUCAAUGUAUGUAUUAAACAUUUUCCUCUGUAUCCAAUUACAAGACAGUUAUCUUCACUUCUGAUGCAUGAAAGAGGAUACUGGAGCCAAUAGAGCAGAUUUUAUUGAGCAGAUUUACAGUUGUAAUUCAUCUUUAAUUUCUAUGUUCUGCACCAAAGCUGGAAAUACUUUCCUAAUGUUGGAUUCUAAUGGCUCAAACAUUAAAAAGGGGUUAAAACUAGUGGACAUUCAAAAAAAACUUAACAAUCUCUUCAAAUGUGCAGUAUGAUUCUAAUGCAAGUCAGUAUAGCUUUAAUGCUAUAUAAACACUUGUCUGUACUUGUGGUUCACAGAGCACAUGUGUGGAACUUGCACUGUAUUUCUUCAAGACAGGUUUAUUGAUUAGAAGCAAGGUCCAUUGUGCUCCAGGAGGAAAUACAGAACCCUGAAGGUUAUGAGUUAUAAAUGCUAACUCUAUGGAAGUCAUAAUUCCUUCAGUUGUUAAAGUGAAUGUAAUCAACCACAAUACUCCCUGUGUGCGGCAAGGUCCAAAGUUUAUUUUAUUAGUUGUUUAAUUAGAUAGCCUGAAGUUAAAUUGUAGUAUAUUUAUUUGUAUUACUGAUUUGAAUGAUUUAAUUGCUCUUCUCGCUGACAAACCUUUCACAGAAGUUGCGGACUCCUCACGCCUUUACAGGCUAGCUGCUCCUUCAUACUUUAUUUCUUCACCAGCUCCUGGGGAACAAGUUUGUAAAGGCUGUUUUUGGUAGCAUUCCUAGGCAGUGUAACUGUAGAUAUUAUUCACCGAUUGGAUUAGUUCCAAUGUUGUUAUUUAAAGAUUAUACUUAUUUAAAAUUUUCUUUUAUUUACUUGUUAAACAAUAUUUAUUACUGAAAAGCAACUGCUGUAGAUUUUUUUUUCUUAGAAAUCCAACAAUCGAAAAUACUUUUUUUGUAUACGGAGAAAUGUGUUCAGCUUUGGUUUUGGAGAAACUGGGUUGUGAAGUCUUUCUGGAAGAAUUUUGUGCUCUCCACCCUGUCACAAGAUGCAUUACAAACUUUUAGGCCACCCAGAAAUCCAUUCUGAAUGCAGAUCACUUUGUGCAUGGAUUUGUUCCUGAUACCAGUCCUAAAAUUAUUCAAACCUGUUACUUGUUUACUUCAGAUGUGUGUCUAUCGACUUGUUUACCACAGAUGGCCUCAAAGUAUGCAUUGAUGUAACAAAGAGAAUUUUACCAUCCCUGUACCUUAGCUUGUUUCUCCCCCACUUCCAACGUAGCGCGGAUACAUAAUUUAAUGUUGUGUAUUGAGCAUAACCCGAGGCUGCAGUUGGGAUACAGUGUUGGACUAGGACUAAUUGAAGUUCAAUUCCCAAUCCUAUCUCGCUGCUGAUGCCGACUGGACAAAUGUGGGUGGUAGUGUGCUUGUGAUUUUCUGUGUGAUUGAAUUGCCUGAGAAUAGUUGAAGUUGUCACGGGAAGGGCUGGAUAGACAGAUGUCCGAGGACAGAUCCCAGAUCCAUUACAAGAAGACUCUCUGUUCAGACAAUAAUACUGAGGUGGCCAGAGAGGAAAACUGAAUUACAAUCUCAAGGCAUUUUUGAUAGACAUUAUUGAAGUAUGGAUUUAUUGGGAGUUUGUGAAUUGUUUAAACCUAAAACUUUCCACCAAUUUCCAUGCUGGUUGCUUCGACACUGUAGAUGUCCAAUUAUAGUUGGUCAUUUUCUUCACUACUUGAAGCAUGUACUAAUGUCAAGGAAUUUGAUGUCUAUACCCUUGAGAUAUUCAGGUGGUUAAAGAAUUACUUUUCUUUUUGUUUAUUUUGUUGUCUCCAAUGGAGAGACAUUACUGAACAAAUAAUGAUAUAUACAAUGGUAAAAAGAGAGGAUAAAUAAUUAAUUGGUACCUUUUGGUUACUGAGUCCUUGGGGAAAUUUUACCAAUGUUCCUCGUUAUUCAAAUGUGUGUAGCAAGAAGUUAUAGGUACUAAAGUUUUCAAUUAUAUGCAAUGUGUGUUGAAAAAUUCCAUAAUUCAUUUUACUUUCUGGAAGAAGAAUAAAUGUUCUAAAUAACUGUACACUUCUCCGUACAAUCGAAAUAACCGUAAAUAAAAUUAUUUUGGAAAAAAACAAACAAUUUUUCAAUAAUUUAUUCAGAAGAGUCCUGACCCAACAAGCCAUUUCCUUCCGUAGAUGGUGCUUUGCCUACUGAGUUCCUCCAGCACUUGGUGUUUUAUUCAGAUUUGUUUGUCGCCGGGAUAUUACAAACUAUUCAGCUUACACUAGUUCUCCUCAACUUCCAUCAAUCCUGACUCCUAAAGGUCCUGUCCCACUUGGGCGUCAUUUGCGUGACAGGCUGGUAGUGACUGGCGCGCGAAAAUCGUCUAGCAGUAUGACAGUUGUGCGCCAUGUGCUCUUGAGGGCCCUGCUUCUUUUGGGAGCCAUUUGCGAUGUUGUUCGUAUUUAGUCCGAUCUCCAUGACAAGGAUUUCCCAAUGAAAAUUUUUCAAACCUACACACGCUUUAUACCCGGGUGGUCACGUGGUGCGGCGCUCAAAUUACGCGCAAAUGGCGCGCCGACGGCGUACGGGCGGCGCAUGGUUACGGACGUUGAUGCACGGUGACGCAUAAUAAAUUAGCAUAGGCAAUCUUUGUGUGUAACCAUGCGUCACCACGCGCUACAUGUACGCCGUCAGCACGUCAGCGUGCGCAGGGAUAUGUCACGCAGGUGGCGCGCGAGGAUUUUGAGCAUUCCAAAAUCCUGGGACGCCACGCGCCACUGCAUACGCCACCGCACCUCGGCGCGUGUCACGAUGCACCAACCAAUUUUUAAGAUGUCUUGUAAAUGACACGCAAAUGCUGCCCAAGUGCGAUAGGCCCAUUAUUGUAUAAUUCGGGACUUGCCCUAGCAAUUCCUGGGUGUGUUCAUGUUUCAAAUCUGGAGAUAGACCAAAAAAGAUCAAUGAGUGGGUGAUUUAAUUUACACUUUUUUGUCCUAAUACGCUGCAUGGUGGCGCAGUGGUAGAGUUGCUGCCUUACAGUGCUUGCAGCAUCGGAGAAUUAACCUACAAACCUGUACGUCUUUGAAAUGUGGGAAUAAACCGGAGAAAACCCACGCUGCUAUGGGGAGAACGUACCAACUCUACAGACACCACACGUGGUCAAGAUUGAAUCCGGGUCUAUGGCGCUAUAAGGCGGCAACGUUACUGCUGUGCCACGGUGCCACCCGCCAAAACAGUUUUUUCCAUUAUGCCAGUUUGGCUUCUGGGCAUGUAACUGAAAUGUGUAGUGAUUGAAAAGCAAGAGUGAGAAUUUUAAACUCGUGACUCCUUGAAUUUUAAAUGCAUGGAAGACAACAUUGCUGUUUUUCCUUCUCCUCCCAGCACAGCUGCUGGUCAGGAAAUACUGAAUUGACCUUCCACACCUUCCAGCCUGUACACUUUGUGCUUUUACAGCACAACUGAGGAACAUCAUCAGUGACGCUGGCCCUCUGGCUAGCCAAGGGUACACCCCAUCCCCAGGAAGUUUCAUGUCCUUUCUGACUGGAGGUGACAGGAUAAAACCGGGUCAUUUGUACUCUGAAGAAGCCACCCUUCACUCUGCAAACAGCCUCGUGUGUAUCUUCUCCAUUUCCCAGUACUUAAGGGUCACAGCUGCAAGAUCUUCCUCACGUAUUUCCGUGGCAAAAAUAGUUUUGAUUGCAGCUGUACUGCAGACCGCCUACAUCAUAAAAUAUGCCAUUUAUUCUGAAGGACUUUUCCAAAAAUUCUCCCACCCUCCACCAUGUUUCAACGAUCCAAAGACCGUAACUAAUGUAUGGUUCUUUAGGCCAAUCUGCAUCAUGCACCAAGCUCUCUUUAGGCUGCUCUUCACUUUGGUUACGAUUAUAGAACACCAACAUUUAUCCACAUUUUUUUUGGUCUUAGAACAUAGAACAUUGCAGCACAAGGAACAGGCCCUUCGGCCCAUAAUGUCCAUGCUGAAAUUGAUACCAAGAUGAACUAAUCUCAUCUGCCUGAACAAAAUCCAUAUCCUGCCAUUCCCUGCAUAUCCAUGUUCCUGUCCAAAAGCUUCCAACACCACUAUGAACCUCUGCCUCCAUGAAUGUGUUGCAUGCACAGCAUCCCAUGCAGCACAUUCCAGGCACCCACCACU
Messenger RNA from Leucoraja erinaceus (little skate), 13986 nucleotides. It is a transcript of the gene tmcc2, whose product is annotated as transmembrane and coiled-coil domain family 2. The transcript has 6 exons. The record is from RefSeq and is a predicted model, not a curated record. Lineage: Eukaryota; Metazoa; Chordata; Chondrichthyes; Rajiformes; Rajidae. Gene Ontology annotation, biological process: amyloid precursor protein metabolic process. Gene Ontology annotation, cellular component: endomembrane system. Bases 1979 to 3541 code for a protein of 520 amino acids.